GAAGGUGGCUUGGUGCUGGUUCGCCGGGGAGUGGCGCGCGGAAGGGAAGGGCCGUCCCCUCCUGGUCGGUGGGGGGUGUGCCGCUGCUCGCCUUAAUUUCGGGGAAAGGGGCACCGGGGAUUUUGAAGAGCGCCUGCUGGGAUGGGUCCUAGGUUGAAAAGCGCCUGCUUGGCACUCGAUGCUUUUGUGCCCUUUCAACAGUAAUUAACUUUCUUCUCCCAGCUGGUACCCCUUAAGAAGCGAUUUGCCCCUUCAAGUCCUUGGGGGAUGCUUCCUAAAAAUGCUCCCUAUUUCAAGAAUGACUCUCUCAAAUUCUAGCCUAGGAUUUUUUUUUUCUCCUUAGCUCAAUAAAGCUUGGCAUGCUUUCUCUGAUGCUGCUUUAGCUUUGCUAUAAAUCCAUCCCAUUUGUGCUUUGCCCCUGUUAAUCCAGCCUAAGAGAAACUUUUUGCGUGCCUGCAGAACCCUGCCGCUGAUUUCUCUCUAGCCUUAUCUGCGUAUUUCAGGCCAUGCUACUAAAAACACAAUCUCAGUUUGUGUUCCAGAUCCGCACCAAUUCUCUCCAGCCCGGUCCUUGAAACAAACCACGCCAGCGCCACCCACCACAUACACACCUGUGCCCGAUUUAGCCACCUAGCUCUGAUGUUGCUUUCUCUAGGUGGUGCCCUCAAAAGCCUGCAGCAGGCAGACGCAGAGUCCCUGCAGGCCCUGUGGUGGGACCGAGAGACGCCAGCUCUUCCACUCCGUUCACGAGACAUCCUGCCCUUAAUGGACCUGGCUCUACAGUAUCAAGCCAGCCCCCGCCAUCCUCCGAUUCUGCCUGUGGAGCUGCCGUGUGCUUCAGUUUGCCAGCGAUUCCUGCUUGUCUUUGCUGGCAGCAGCGAUGGUGUAUGGGUGCUCCUGGGAACAGCAGGAGCCCCACACCUCCCCAUGGCGACGAGCAGCCUGGAUCCCCCAAAGCUGGGCAGCAGGCUCCUGGUGGCCAUGCAGCAGCUUCUCCAGAAAUGCAUGGCCCAGUCCAAGGUGGCUGUCAAUCCCCAGGGCUUGCUUGGCCUGCAGCACCUUGGCAAGGAGCCAGGGCAAAAUGAUGGCAUCUGCUUCAAUGUGGUAGCCACGAUUGGAGGCAGCAGCUCACCGGAGCAGGGACCACCAGCAUUACAGGAUCCAGCUUUCACCUGGUGGAAAGUGGAAGAUGCAGCUCUGAAGAGCAAGAUCCUCCAAAGGCUUAAUACCUCUUCCUUUAUCCCCAUUCAGAGUUAGAUUUUGCCAGCCAAGGGCUGUGCCAGCAGAGCAGAAAUCGAAGCCACCUCCUCUUGACCCAAGUUCUGGUCAAGGAGGAAGCAGUGAUGACAGGACCCAGCAAUCUCAAGAGAGGAGCCUUUUAUCCCAAAGCCCUGCUGGGAGUACCCCGAUGUCACAGAAUACAGCGUGGGUCCACAAUACCCCUUUUCCAGAUGAUGCAAUGCUUCCCACCACUGCAGAAAGCAAGGUGGGCAGGAAGGGUCAUGGUACAUUUACAGCUGCUUGCAGUAGUGGCCAGCCAAGCUUAUGCCCAGCGUAGUUAAUAAAAAUGCUUGUUUCCUUGUG
Molecule: messenger RNA, 1584 nt
Organism: Python bivittatus (Burmese python)
Lineage: Eukaryota; Metazoa; Chordata; Lepidosauria; Squamata; Pythonidae
Source: RefSeq, a predicted model, not a curated record